Molecule: messenger RNA, 1044 nt
Organism: Coccidioides posadasii C735 delta SOWgp
Lineage: Eukaryota; Fungi; Ascomycota; Eurotiomycetes; Onygenales; Onygenaceae
Source: RefSeq, a predicted model, not a curated record
CAUCAUUAACCUCGUCUGCAGCCCGUUAACUAGCUUGGAAAGCUUGGAAUUGCAAAAUUUACACUAAAUAUACCCAAGGGACAUAUUGAGAUACCAAUUUGCGACAAUGACUGAGCCAGAAGAUGUCGAAGAAGAUCUUUUCGCUGAUUUGUAUGAUGCUGAUGAGCCUGUUCAAGCAGCAGUUCCCUCAGCUCCGGCUGCAUUGUCAGCACCACCUCCAGCAAGUCAAGCACAGCCACAGACUGCCCCAGUCCUACCACCACAAGCUUCAAGUACAGAACAAUUGGAUGCAGGCUCUGUGAACAUGGCCGCUUAUGAGCAGCCAUCCAAUUACAGUGAACAAAAUGGCAUGCCACAACAAGGUGCGAUGCAGGGUGAUGCUUCAAGCUCAAUAAGCGCACAGCAACCAGAACCCCAAGGCACUGGGAUCAAAGAAGAUGGGUAAGUUUCUAUUGACAUUGUACAAUUUCUUUCUCUCUGGAUGGUUGGGACCUUUGAAGGAUCAGGCACGGACAAGUGGUUGCACAGGGCUCUGGGUGGGAAAAGCUUUGCUUGGUGUCAACUUUUUUCAGACCUUCUAUCGGGGUUUGCCGCCGGUUCAAAAUCUUGAUACAGUGAGCGGAAACGAAAUCACUCAACUGUUUGUCUGCGGUUCUUUUUUAUCGCACCUUUAAGCACCACCACUCCCCGGCUUUACGCUUUCAGCUGUCAUCUUCAAGUUGAGAUGCGGGCGCCAUUUGUGCAUAUGAAAAGGCUUUGAUGCUUCCGUAUGCAGCUAUAUUGCGGCUGCAGGGGGACUCGCCUGGUCGAUUGUGUGGUUCUCCGUGCAGGCGUGUGGAUUCAGAAGAUUGGAUGGGUUGCAUGGGACCAGCAGUCAUUCAUGGGACGGUCGGGAAAGCAAGUUGAUAGCAUAACAAAUGAUGUCAACGGAAAUUGAUUCGAACCUGUAUGCACGGGUUGUCGAUAUGAUUUGAGUGACGGACAUUAGUCUUGCGCGAUCCGCUUUGAAAGCGACUAUAGUACAACAGAUACUAUAUAACUCCU